AUGGACAGUAUACGUAGAUUCAACUUAGCUGCAAUCCGGUUUUAUCACGAGUGGGAUAUGUCUGGUAUUGUUGCUACAACUGAUGUUGUUGAGGCAUGCACUGGAGUCAAUAUUGCUGUCAUGGUUGGUGGGUUCCCUAGGAAAGAAGGUAUGGAAAGAAAAGACGUGAUGUCAAAAAAUGUUGCCAUUUACAAUUCUCAAGCUUCCGCUCUGGAGAAGUAUGCUGCUGCAAACUGCAAGGUUUUGGUUGUUGCUAACCCUGCCAACACCAAUGCAUUGAUCCUGAAGGAAUUUGCACCAUCAAUAUCUGAGAAAAACAUUACUUGUUUGACGAGGUUGGACCAUAACAGGGCCCUUGGUCAAGUCUCAGAGAGAUUGAGUGUUCCAGUAUCUGAAAAACAUUUCAUGUUCGUUUUUUGAAAAUGGUUUGCUACC
Camellia sinensis is the source of this 435-nucleotide messenger RNA. The record is from RefSeq and is a predicted model, not a curated record. NCBI's taxonomy places the organism in Eukaryota, Viridiplantae, Streptophyta, Magnoliopsida, Ericales, Theaceae.